AUGGCAUUAAACUUCAUGCCAAAGCUCAGUGCUCUAUCCAUAAUACUAGUGAUGGUUCUAGCCAUGGCUACAUUUCCAGUCCGAGCAAGUCGCAAGUCCAAAGAAACCCAACUCUCCUUCUACUUUCAAGACAUCUCUACCGGCGUAGACCGCAACUCAGCCUCCGUUGGCAGGGUUCAGGGGUCUUCUAUGACAUCAGGACUGGACGGACGGAAUGCUCUUGUAUUAUUGUCGAUUGUGUUCACAGACAAGAAGCACAAUGGCAGCACUCUGGAGAUACAAGGCACUAGUAAGCAAUUUGAGGAGAUCAGAGAACUAUCGGUGGUUUCAGGUUCCGGAAAAUUUCGAUUUGUUAGGGGAUAUACUACAUUUGAAACAGUUGUGGUGGACCUUCCAAAUUCAUACGCAUUCAUGUUCUUCUUUGCAGUUCGUGUUCUUCAUGCUAUCAAAUGCUUUGGUUUGUAA
Malus domestica (apple) is the source of this 465-nucleotide messenger RNA. Its product is annotated as dirigent protein 1-like. Lineage: Eukaryota; Viridiplantae; Streptophyta; Magnoliopsida; Rosales; Rosaceae. The record is from RefSeq and is a predicted model, not a curated record.